AGGGUACUCUUAUAAUCGGGUUCGUUAUUCUUUCCUUUCCUAAACAAAAUAAAAGACGAACAUGGAGGACGCCGAAGCACGUGUGCGAAAUGCGUUUAACACAAUGAUGUCGGGAAUCGACAAAGAUAUAAUUAGGCAGAGACAGGCAGACAUGCAUACCUGUGCAGCUAAGUGUUAUAGUGAUAGAAAGAGUCCAAUUGAAGACGUGGAAAGAUGUGCUCAGAAUUGUAAUGCCAAGCUACAGGAAGCAUCCAGCUUUGUUCAAAGAGAAAUAGAGGGCUUUCAGCAUCGUAUCACAAGGUGUGCAAUGGAUUGCCAGGAUGCCGCACGAGACCGAGUUUCCCCGGAUUCUAAAGAGAGUGACGUUAAAAGUUUCCGAGAAGACAUGGAGAAGUGUGUGGUCUCGUGUGUUGACACACAUAUAGGAUCCAUACCGAAUCUAGAGAAGAGGCUACGAUUAGGGCUCACCAAGGGAAAAUACGACUGAUUCAGAGGAUCUGUGUAGAGAACAUUCAUAGUUACAAAAUUAUAAUUGAAUUAAUUCGAUUAGAAUACAUAUAUGGUGUAUGUAAUUUGUCCAAAAAAAUUACUGUAGAUCAGGUUUUAUUCACAAUUUUUUGGUGGAACUUUGUUCUAGUACAAACUCGAAAAAAUUUAUUUCUUGUGAUAUUUUGUACUGUUAGUAGUGCAUGUAUCAGCUGCAUCCAAAACAUUUUUGUUGUGUAAAAUUCACAAGUCGAUCAUGUACAAAUGAAUUCUCGACUUGCAGUCAAGCUGAAUGUUUUGUCCUAUCAUUGAAGCUGAAUGUUUUGUCCAAUCAUUGAAGCUGGAUGUUUUGUCCAAUCAUUGAAGCUGGAUGUUUUAAGAAUUAAACAUGUGCGUUGGA
Messenger RNA from Ostrea edulis (European flat oyster), 886 nucleotides. RefSeq names its product protein FAM136A-like. Gene Ontology annotation, cellular component: cytoplasm. Bases 62 to 487 code for a protein of 141 amino acids. Lineage: Eukaryota; Metazoa; Mollusca; Bivalvia; Ostreida; Ostreidae. The record is from RefSeq and is a predicted model, not a curated record. The transcript has 3 exons.